Messenger RNA from Eurypyga helias (sunbittern), 371 nucleotides. RefSeq names its product 28S ribosomal protein S9, mitochondrial-like. The record is from RefSeq and is a predicted model, not a curated record. NCBI's taxonomy places the organism in Eukaryota, Metazoa, Chordata, Aves, Eurypygiformes, Eurypygidae. The transcript has 3 exons. The annotation marks the transcript as partial. Gene Ontology annotation, biological process: translation. Gene Ontology annotation, cellular component: mitochondrial small ribosomal subunit; ribosome. Gene Ontology annotation, molecular function: structural constituent of ribosome; RNA binding.
GUGCAAGAAAAACCGCAAGAGCGACUGCAGUAGUUUAUGACAAUGGGACUGGAAAAAUUACAGUGAAUGGAGUUAGCCUUUUAAGUUACUUCCCAGUGCUGCAGGACAGAGAACAGCUGUUGUUCCCUUUCCAGUUCCUUGACAAAGUUGGAAAACAUGAUAUGGUUUGCACAGUGUCUGGCGGAGGAAGAUCUGCACAGGCUGGAGCAAUACGUUUAGCCUCUGCAAAAGCCUUAAGGAGUUUCGUGACAGAAAAGGAGGUAGAAUUCAUGAGGCAAGCUGGGCUACUAACACCUGACCCGCGUGUGAAGGAACGCAAGAAGCCUGGUCAGGAGGGAGCCAGACGGAAAUUCACCUGGAAAAAGCGCUAA